CCGAGCGAGGACGUAUCGCAGUCACUCGCACGUUUAUAUACGUACAUAAACGCGUAAUAAUAACAUAAGCUCGCGCGUCACACACACUGAUAAGUCGUCCAGCCUACCCUUGAUUAUAAUACUCGCACGCACACCUUUGUUGCCGCGGCGAGCAAUCGUGUAUUUAUAAUUAAUCCAUGAUAUACGCAGAGGUGUCUGCACCUGUCGCAAAAAUUGAUCGACCCCCUCGAUGUGUUUUUGUCCGCGAUCGAUGGACAGCAGCAGCAGUAGCAGCAGCAGUGAAAGCAGCUACGACGACCAAGUACAGAGGUAUAGUUGCGCGCACGCGUAACAACGCGUCGACGGGAUCGAGUUUUGUUUACUCGACACCUGGAAGUAGUCGCGCGUGUAAUUACAUCACCUUCUUUUGCUCUUACACCGCAGUGAGCGGAGGCUAGAGAUAAUUUGAACUUCGGAGUCCUCGCGCUGCGAAGAAGAACGUCAUGCAGGACCAGGCGACGACGUCCUCGAGGCGCUGGGCUCGCGGCCGAUCCUAUCUCAAGCGACUGAUGAGGAGCCGCUUGCCGAUUCUGCAGUGGCUGCCCAGUUACAAUCGGGACAAGGCCCUGUGCGACAUGAUCGCCGGCGUCACCGUGGGACUCACGGUCAUGCCACAGGGUCUGGCGUACGCCACCCUCGCCGGACUCGAACCACAGUACGGCCUGUACUCGGCCUUCAUCGGCGCGAUGAUCUACGUCGUGUUCGGCUCCUGCAAGGACAUCACCAUCGGCCCGACGGCCCUCAUGUCCCUCAUGACGUAUCAAUACGUGCAGAAUCGCGGCCCGGACUUCGCCGUCCUGCUCGCCUUUCUCGCCGGCCUGAUGCAGCUGCUCAUGGCGGCUCUGCGUCUCGGCGUCCUGGUCGACUUCAUCUCGAUCCCCGUCACCGUGGGCUUCACCUCGGCCACGUCGGUCAUCAUCGUCGCGUCGCAGCUCAAGGGCCUGCUCGGCCUGAGGAUAUCGCCCCAGGGCUUCCUCGACACCGUGGCCCAGGUGGCCAACAACAUCCACAAGACCAGCUACUGGGACGCCGGCAUGAGUCUGAGCUGCAUCGUCGCGCUGCUGCUCUUCAGGCGCAUGAAGGACGUGAAGCUGUGGGCCGCGGCCGACAAAGCGACGCCGCGACAGAGGAGCCUCGCCAAGCUGCUCUGGCUCGUCUCGACCGCCCGCAACGCCAUCGUCGUCGUCGUCUGCUCGAGCAUCGCCUACCAAGUGCAGAGGGUCUGGUCCUAUUCGCCUUUCGUGCUCACGGGACCGGUGAAGCACGGCCUGCCACGGUUCAGCUUGCCGCCGUUUUCCACGACCGUGGGCAAUCGCACUCUCGACUUCAUGGAGAUGUGCCAGGAGCUCGGGCCCUCGAUCGUCCUCGUGCCCAUAAUCGGCGUGCUGGGCAACGUCGCCAUCGCCAAGGCCUUCGCCAGCGGCAAUCAGGUGGACGCGACCCAGGAGCUCGUCACCCUGGGCGUGUGCAACGUCGUCGGCUCGUUGGCCAGCUCGAUGCCGGUCACCGGCUCCUUCAGCCGCUCCGCCGUCAAUCACGCCUCGGGCGUCAAGACGCCCAUGGGCGGACUCUACACGGGCCUGCUGAUACUGCUCGCGCUGACCCUGCUCACGCCCUACUUUUACUUCAUUCCCAAGGCGUCGCUGGCUGCGGUGAUCAUCUGCGCGGUCGUCUACAUGAUCGAGUACGAGGUCGUCAAGCUCAUGUGGAGGUCCAGCAGGAAGGAUCUCGUGCCGACCUUCGCCACCUUCGUCCUGUGUCUCGUCAUCGGCGUCGAGUACGGGAUCGUCGCCGGAGUCGCGAUCAAUUUGGUAUUCCUGCUGUAUCCCUCGGCCAGGCCGCAAGUCAACGUCGAAAAGCAAAUCACGAGUUCCGGAGCUGAAUAUUUGAUGGUAACGCCGAGCAACAGUUUGUACUUUCCUGCUGUCGAUUUCAUCAAGCAAUCGGUGGGCAAUGCUGGGAUCACCGAAGGAUCGAGCCAAAUACCCGUUGUCGUUGACUGCAGAUACAUGCUCGGGGCUGACUUUACCGCCGCCAAAGGUAUAGCCGCUUUGAUAAUGGAAUUCAACAGUCGCAAACAGGGGUUGUACUUUUACAAUCCUCGCUGCGACGUGGUUGCCGUACUGAGAGGCGCCUGCGGCGAUGAUUUUCAGUACGUCUCGACGAGCGACGAGCUCGCGCAUCUCUUGCACAGCGCGACGGAUCGCGGCUCGUCGCAUCAGUUGCUGGAAAUCGAACGCGAGAUCGUCGACGAUCGCCUCGCUUCAAACGGUCGAAAUGAUUAUUCCGUGAAUCAGGAAUUGAAAGAAGUUAAAACUAAUUUGCUGCAAAUCGGCGCCAGUUGAUGAAGAAUUUGACAAAGUGGAUCUUGUAAUACCGCUCGUAUAUAUAAUAGAAAAUCAACGGGUACACACUGUCGUGCGUAAAACUGAUGUUAACUCGUAAUAAGAAGUACCUUAGAAUUAAGUUUUUAAAGUUCUUCAGUAAUUUGCGUCGUAUUCGAACAUUUUUCAUGAAUCUGAUCAUUUUCAAGAUGUACAUAUCAUUAUUAAAAAAAUAAUUUAACACAGUGUUCUUGUGAAAAUUUUUUUUAUGAUUUUAGCAAAUAUUGGAAGAUUCUAUUGAUUAUUAUUCUAUUUUAGUACUUAGUUGUGUAGGUAGUUCUUAAUACUUAUAAUAUUGAUAUAAGAAGUAAAUUAAAUACUUUCGUGCUUUUGA
This is a messenger RNA of Trichogramma pretiosum, 2757 nucleotides long. Its product is annotated as sodium-independent sulfate anion transporter. Lineage: Eukaryota; Metazoa; Arthropoda; Insecta; Hymenoptera; Trichogrammatidae. Gene Ontology annotation, biological process: transmembrane transport. Gene Ontology annotation, molecular function: sulfate transmembrane transporter activity. Gene Ontology annotation, cellular component: membrane. The transcript is spliced from 6 exons. The coding region runs from base 483 to 2384 and encodes 633 amino acids. The record is from RefSeq and is a predicted model, not a curated record.